Molecule: messenger RNA, 3331 nt
Organism: Clupea harengus (Atlantic herring)
Lineage: Eukaryota; Metazoa; Chordata; Actinopteri; Clupeiformes; Clupeidae
Gene: a1cf
Product: apobec1 complementation factor
Exons: 12
Coding region: 184-2013 (609 amino acids)
Molecular function (GO): RNA binding
Source: RefSeq, a predicted model, not a curated record
UGUAAAGCUGCUGGAUAGGACAGUGAACCUUUGGAGUUUGAUAUGAUGGGAUUACAGAGUCACCCCCAGCGACACGUUGCCAAAUUCACCAGAAUGAAGGUCUGAGGCUUCCGGGUGGUGAUCUCUGAAAUUGCUCAGUGAGCACCCCUAAUUCUGCUGAUUUAUUGCUGAUAAUCAUUCACAAUGGAAACCAAUCAAAAAUCCGGGGAUGGACUGGCGGGCACCCAGAAAGAGGCCGCGUUACGCACCCUCAUCCAACGCACUGGAUAUCUCUUGCACCAGGAAAAUGGCCAGAGGAGGUAUGGUGGCCCCCCUCCUGGCUGGGAAGGAUCCCCUCCUGAGAGAGGGAGUGAGAUCUUUGUGGGGAAGCUGCCUCGCGACCUCUUUGAAGACGAGCUGGUGCCGCUCUGUGAGAAGUUUGGGAAGAUCUAUGAGGUGAGGAUGAUGAUGGACUUCAAUGGCAACAACAGAGGCUAUGCAUUCGUCACUUUCGGCACAAAACAAGAGGCCAAGAACGCCAUGAAGCACCUCAACAAUUAUGAAAUCAGGAAUGGCCGACUGCUGGGGGUUUGCGCCAGUGUGGACAACUGCCGCCUGUUCGUCGGUGGGAUUCCCAAAACCAAGAAGAAGGAGGAGAUCCUGGCGGAGAUGAAGAAGGUGACGGACGGCGUCAUGGACGUCAUUGUGUACCCCAGUGCUGCCGACAAGAGCAAGAACCGGGGCUUCGCCUUCGUGGAGUACGAUAGUCACCGCGCUGCUGCCAUGGCCCGACGGAAACUGUUGCCAGGGCGGAUCCAGCUGUGGGGUCAUGCCAUUGCGGUUGACUGGGCUGAACCAGAGGUUGAAGUGGAUGAGGACACCAUGGCAGCGGUGAAAAUCCUCUACGUGCGUAACCUGAUGCUGGGGACCACAGAAGAGACGAUCGAAAAAGAGUUCAACAGCAUCAAACCAGGAGCUGUGGAACGGGUGAAGAAGAUCAGGGACUACGCGUUUGUCCACUUUGCUCAGAGGGAGGAUGCUGUCAAUGCCAUGAAUGCUCUGAAUGGAAAGAUCGUGGACAACUCUCCCAUUGAAGUGACCCUAGCUAAGCCAGUGGACAAGGACAGCUAUGUGCGCUACACCCGAGGCACAGGGGGGCGUGGGGCGGCCCUGCUGCAGGGCGAGUACACCUACACUCUAGGUCAGGUGUACGACCCCUCCGCUGCCUACCUGGGCGCACCCGUCUUCUAUGCCCCCCAUGCCUACGCCACCAUCCCAAACCAGUUCCGCUUCCCCAGUGCCAAGGGGCACGUGGGGACGCGCGGUCUGGUCCGAACGCCAUCGGUCAGAGACAUUUACAUGAAUAUGCCUGUAGGGGCGGCGGGGGUGCGCGGGCUUGGGGGUAGGGGUUACCUGGCGUACGCUGGGCUGGGCCGAGGCGUCUCGGCCUACCCGCUGAAGGUGGACAAGCGGCCCGAGGACAAGCUGUACGACCUGCUGCCCGGCAUGGAGCUCACACCCUUGAGCGGUGGGGGGCUGAAACCGCAGGCCAUUAAACACGCACCGCAGAUCCUGGAGGACGUGUGUCAGAAGAAUAACUGGGGCCAGCCUCUGUACCAGCUCCACUCUGCCAUCGGCCCCGACCAGCGGCAGCUCUUCCUCUACAAGGUCACCAUCCCAGCCCUGGCCACUCAGUACCCUAACGUCCAUCCUUUCACGCCAGCAAAGCUGUGUGCCGCUGUGGAUGAGGCUAAGAUCCAUGCGGCCGAACACACACUGCAAACCCUAGGCCUGCAGACAGAGGGCGCCGAAGCCUCCGCCGCUGCAGCUGCCGCCGCCGCCGCUGCUGCUGCUGCUUUCCCAGGCCUGUUCUUAACUACAGGUUAUACGAUAGCCAGCACCUCGGCCACGGUGGCCGCCAAUCAGCUCAAACAGGCCGUCUCCCUGGGCCAGGACCUGGCGGCCUACGCCACCUACGAGGGCUACCCCGCCUUCGCCGUGGCAACCCGAGGGGAUGGCUAUGGGGUGUUCUAAGGUCCCCACGGUGACAAGACUCCUCCCUGGAAACCACAACAUCUUUAUUGUGAUUAUGUUGCAACUCAACACACUAUUGAUUUUACUUUGUUUCCGAUCAUUAAGUUUAAUAGCCGUAUUCCUAACGUUAGCCAAUGUUUGUUUAAUAUGACUUAAUGACCUAAUUAACCUUGUGAUAGUUUAGUGAACGUGUCAUCCUUUAGAAUCCCCUUUAAGAUUUGGGAGAGGCUAAAGGCUGUUUACAGAACUAUGUCUCUGCUGUUUAUAUAUCUUAUUUUGUAUUUUCGUUCUUAGUGGCCUCAAGGCCUCUUUCAUUUAUUCACUUAAACACACAUUUCAGCCACGCUUUUUGAAAAUACAUCAUGUGUAAUGUUUUUGUUUUCAAUAGCCUGUUAUCUGUAAUAGAGUACGUGUUGAAAUGUUCUUUCUUUGUGGGGGGGGGUAUGUGUGUCUAUGUGUGUGUGUAGGGUUGCUUGUAUGUAAAGAAACAUACAUGAGGUAUGCAAAGCUAACAUUUCUUUCAGGGAAACCAAAGCUGCCUAAAGUGUAACUUUGCAUGUCAUGUUAGUGUGAUGGAACAUAUGGGCUAUUCGGUUGAAAAAGUGAGGCUCAAGUACUUGUGUAGGGCAGAGUUCAAUCAUGCAGUUUGGUGCCUUAUUUGGCUGCUAAAUAGCUCAUACUGUUCCGGGGUCGGGGGCUUUAGAUCAUGUUUGUAAGCAGGGGGCAUUUCCUCUGCUUUUUUUAUUUGGUCCAGUAUUUACGAACAUAAACAAAAAAAUGAUGGACUCUUAAGCUUUCCCAUUGAGCCAACUGUUGUUAUCCAGUGCAUUUUUACUUGUUCACUAUUAUUUUUUCCUUUUUAAAAAAAUACAUAAGUGUGUCAAAUGUUUUAGGGGCUGUUAACAAUCAACACCUUAAAGCUACUGCACGAAGUGCAUCUUGCUUGCGUUGACUCUGAAUUUAAAGGCUCACAGUAACCCUCGUUUCAUGCGAAGAUACCUAAUACCGCUAAAGCUGAUAGCGGUGACAGUAUUAAAGUGUGUGUAGCACUUACAGUUUUAUUUUUUUAUACCAGAUGUCCAACACUAUUUGUCUAUAGAGACCAUUUUGUUUAGGGUAUUUGCCCGACUCAUAUGAUCAGUGUCUUAGUAAUUGGUAUCGACAACCAGCAAGAAAAACCAUCAGCAUGGUUAAGAGGGAUGCAAAUUUUAAAUCAGAAAGAAAAUGUGAAACAUGAUUGUGCCUCAACAAGACUGGUUCUGCAUGGGUAAUUCUAAUGUCAUUUACAUGUCAAUAAACCUAAAUCACGUUCAAUAAA